AUGGAUAUAUUUAGUGCUCUUUCCACGGGAGCCAAAUUUGAGCCCAAGAAACAUGGAACUGCCAUAAAGCGCUUCCGGCAGGCAAGUGGCAACAGGGAACAAACGGGGGCCCUGAAUCUUGUGAGCCUUUCUCGAGGUAGCGUAGAGCUCCCAACGCCCAGCCAUACCCUCGAAAUAUUUGGUGUGCCAAAGAGGAUGAGGUGCCAGGAAACUUCCGCCGAGGGGGACGAGGAGUCCAGAGGACGGUGUGACACAGAUACUUCCAGUGCUGCAACUGGUCACAAACCUCUUAAAAACAUGUCCGUGAAGAGGAGACGUAACAUUUGGAGAAAGAAUGAACUGGAUGUCACAGGUAUGGACGUACCGCAGCCUAUUGAACACUUCUCCCAACUCCUCAGGCCCCCACUUUCGCUUGAUGAGUGUCUCAUCUCCAAUCUCUUUGAGCGGAACCACCGUAUCCCGACUCCAAUACAGAUGCAGACUAUUCCUUGCUUGGUUCAGGGGAGGGAUGUGCUAGCGUGCGCCCCCACAGGGUCCGGCAAAACAGUUGCCUUUCUUAUCCCCAUGUUUGCUCGUUUGGGGAAGCCUGAUAGGGAUGCCGGGGUGCGUGCGUUGAUAAUUACCCCCACAAUGGAACUGGCAGAGCAAAUCGAGCGAGAGGCGUUUUUUCUCCUCAAAGGGAAAAGGUGGAAGUUGGUCCAACACGGGCAGACAACUCGAAACAAGGACAUAUUCAUUACCACGCCUGGACGGGUGUCGACGUUACUAGAGAGGAAGUUAGUUGAUCUUAGUAACAUUCAGUAUCUCGUUUUUGACGAAGGAGAUCGCCUGUGGGACUCUUCGACUGACAAUCUCAGGGUGAUGGAUAUUGUCCUUACGGCGUGCACUUAUAAGGAGAAGGUUGUUGCUUUGUUUACAGCCACAUUAAGUGAAAAAAUUGAAGCAGCUGCACGAUCUGUGAUGGGUCCCGAUCCUGUUCGGAUCAUCGUUUCUGGUCGUGCGAAGGCGAACAAGAAUGUGAAGCAGGAACUUGUGUUCUGUGGUAAUGAGCUUGGGAAGGUUGUGGCGAUACGUAACAUUGUGCGUGAGGGUGUGACACCACCUGUGCUUAUCUUCGUUCAGAGCAUCGAGCGAACAAAGGAGCUUCAUGAAGAGAUACAAUGCCAGGGGCUUCGUAUUGCCAUUAUGAAUGCGAAGAUGACACAUGAGGAACGAGACGAAACUAUGAUGAAUUUCCGGCUUGGAAAAAUAUGGGUACUCGUGACUACUGAGCUUCUUUCACGGGGCAUAGACUUCAAGAACGUUGGCACGGUUAUAAAUUUUGAUAUACCGACGACGGUGGAGUCCUACAUCCACCGCGUUGGGAGGUGUGGAAGGGCUGGGAAGACAGGUAAGGCCAUAACAUUUUUUACUGAGGACGACAAACAUCGUAUCCCCCCUAUCGCCCGUGUGAUGAAAGAAUCUGGGAGCCCCAUCGAGGAUUGGAUGUUGGAAAUAAAGACUCACCGUAGUGUCCGCCGCCGACUUCAGCGCACUACACCGCAUCGGAUGAUAGUCAGUACAAGAAAGAGGAUGCUCGUUGCGGAUCAGCGAAUGAAGCGGCAACUUCGGCGACUAGAGUACGAAAAUGCACAAAAGGCUGAAGGCCAAGGCGUGGAAGAGGUGCAGUAG
Trypanosoma brucei brucei TREU927 is the source of this 1671-nucleotide messenger RNA. Its product is annotated as ATP-dependent DEAD/H RNA helicase, putative. Lineage: Eukaryota; Euglenozoa; Kinetoplastea; Trypanosomatida; Trypanosomatidae. The transcript has a single exon. The record is from RefSeq and is a predicted model, not a curated record. Gene Ontology annotation, molecular function: ATP binding; RNA helicase activity; nucleic acid binding. Gene Ontology annotation, biological process: maturation of SSU-rRNA. Bases 1 to 1671 code for a protein of 556 amino acids.